Messenger RNA from Capra hircus (goat), 2238 nucleotides. Its product is annotated as mesothelin-like protein. Gene Ontology annotation, cellular component: cell surface. The transcript is spliced from 15 exons. Lineage: Eukaryota; Metazoa; Chordata; Mammalia; Artiodactyla; Bovidae. Bases 1 to 2238 code for a protein of 745 amino acids. The record is from RefSeq and is a predicted model, not a curated record. Gene Ontology annotation, biological process: cell-matrix adhesion.
AUGAAGGCCACCACAGACAUGUACACCCCACCACACGUGUGGCUACACCACCACACAGAUGCCCUGGUGAGCAUGGGCCUCGCCCUCCUGGUGUCACUCACUGCCCACUGCUCUCACCCCCAGGCCGAGGGCGCCUCCCAGGGAGGCCUGGAUGCCAGCAGGGCCGACCUGUGGGCCAGUGCCAGCGCCUCCCUCCUGCAAGGUUUCUGGUGCCAGCCAGCCGGCCAGCUAUCCCGCGACCAACUUGCAGCUCUCAUCAGGAGGAUGGCAACGCAACACGUCCUCCUCAGAGCCUGGCAGCUCAGCUGCCUGGCCAACCUGGCCGCCCAACAAGGCCUCCAGGGCGACUUCGAGCUCCACCCCCCUGACCUGCUGCUCUUCUAUAACCUGACACAGGUGAAGGAAGCGGACUGCCGGGCCUUCAUCCGCCGUGCCGCCCAGGGAGACACAGAGCUGCUGGCCAAUCUGCCCGACCAGAGGGCCGCCCUGCGGCACAGGGCCCUGGCCUGCCUGGGAGGGCCCCGGCCAAGCCUCAGCGCCUCCGACCUGCUGCUCCUCGGGGUCCUGGUGUGUGACAUGGACGCCUCCAGCAUCGUGGCUGCAGACCCCCAUGUGCUGCAGAAUCUGCAGCACUGUCCCCGGCUCACAGCUGCCCAGCAGGCUGCCCUCAACAGGCUUCUGGCCAGCGGCAGGACUGUCCUCGGGCCCCCCGGCUCCUGGAACCUAGAGGGGCUGCGGGCUCUGGGACACCUGGCCUCAUACAUCAGCCCCGGGCUGUGGAUGCAGCUGCAGGAGGCCGUGGGCCUGGACUUCUUCCGCAGCAUAGUGGCCGCGUGCCGGGCAGGGCAGCUCAAGCAGCGUGAUGCCAGGCGCUUUGUUACCAGCUUCCUCGAGGCCAAGUCCAAGGCAGUGUCCUCACCAUCCAAGCGGGAUACAGGGAGACCCUGCGUCCGUGGCAACAUCACUGCGGCCACCCUGCACGACGACCUCUUCCUGAUGCGCUAUGACUGCGGGCAGCUCGAGUCCUGCCUGGGCAGCCGUGUGCUCAGGGCCAACCUGGACCCCCUGCUGCAGCACCCGCUGCCCGCUGAGUGCCAGCAAGUCGUCAAAGCUAAGCUAGCUAGGGUCUACCCAGGCGGAGUCCCUGAGGAGCAGCUGCGGCUCAUCCCCUCCCUGGUCUACCUCUACUCCCUCUCGGAGAUCGGCCAGUGGCACGUCACGUCCAAGGACACGGUCGUGACCCUGCUGGCCCCAGACGGGGCCCUGGAGAACCAGACCGAGGCCAUCCUGCAGAAGUUCCUGGACCACAAUGGCACCGUCACGGGUGCGCUGCUCGUGGCCAUUGGGGGCUCUCGUCUCUGCUGGAUGAGCCCCCGGCAGAUCCAGGCCAUCCGGCCCUCAGAGUUCCGGCUGGCCGGGGCCUUGGACAUCUCCUCCUGCCCUCAGACCCGCAAGAACGUGCUCUUUGACAAGGCCCGCGAGGCAUUCGCCAGCGCCAGCACCACGGACACCUACUACCGCUUCAUGCGCCCCUAUCUCGGCGGUGCCCCGGUGGAGGAGCUGCGGCACCUGGCCCAGGCUAACGUCUCCAUGGACAUCGACACCUUCACCAACCUGAACCCCCGAGUGCUGCAGAGCCUGAGCGUGGGCAACGUGACGACGCUGCUGGGUCCGAACGUGGGGGACCUGCAGAAGGCUCGGAGCCACCCUAUCAUCAGCUCCUGGCUCCGCAGCCUCAAUCGGUCAGCCCUGAGCGAGCUGGGCCUGGACACGGACCCCACCGGCCCCACCAGUUCUGCCCACUCGACCACUGGGACGCCCAGCACCACCCUCUGGACGCGCCAUCAAGCCCCUACCUCAGAAGGGCCUGGGAGCGCCGCCCCCAGCUCGGGGACAGUGGGAGGCAUGGGCCCUGAGCCUGGGACGCAGGGCAGCCUGGGAGCUCCCAGCUGGACUGAAGGUGCUCCCUCCGUGUCCUACCUGCAGGCAGCCCACCAGCCCACCUGGGGUACCUGCCACUGGCUAUGGCCCUGCCCACAGGCCUCCUGUGGCUGCUGUAUGGGGGCACCCCAAGGCCCAGCUGGCACCACCCACAAGGCAUGGUGGAGGACCGCACUGCCCCAGCUCCACAUGCAGGAGAACAGGGGUUGGCACGUGAAGCUGGACACCUGCCUAGACCAAGAUGCAGGCCCUGGGGGACCUGGCCACAUCCCCCGUCCUAGGGUCCUGCAGGGCUAG